Molecule: messenger RNA, 3897 nt
Organism: Paramormyrops kingsleyae
Lineage: Eukaryota; Metazoa; Chordata; Actinopteri; Osteoglossiformes; Mormyridae
Product: cyclin J-like
Source: RefSeq, a predicted model, not a curated record
UCCAGCCUCUCGCCGCCUCCCCCUUGUGCAGGUUCACCAGCCCUGGAGCUCCACACCACAGUAGCAGCUGGGGUACUGAUACUACUCCGCUGCCGGAGAGCGUCAGGAAAGACUGCUGUGGGGGUAAUCGGGGGAAAACGCCAAAGCAUCCUGAUAGAUCCCCCUUCAGAGAGUUUUGGACCCGUUGGAGUCGUUAUAGACGGGAGGGGGCCUCGUCUUCCCGGAUUAUUCCCCUUGCGCGGGUAUAAAGAAACUUCCAGCAGGAUUUGUAAAUUCAGGAUGUCGGUGUGAAACAAAGGGGUCCGGAGCACUGUUGUCUGAGUGGGUACGAUUGCGUCCUCUUCGCCUGCUCUGGAUGGGAAAGAUGGAAACGGAAGGGCAGUGGUGGAAAAGCCAGCUCGCAGCUGACAUCCAUCAAGCUCUGCGCGUCAAGGAGUUGAAGCUGCCCGCCUACCGGGCCCACUCACCCCAGAUUGGAAUGCGGCGCUACUUCGCCGACCUGCUGGCCAUCCUCAGUAACCGCUACCAGCUGUGCCCGACCGCCCGCCACCUGGCCGUCUACCUGCUGGACCUCUUCAUGGACCACUAUGACGUGGCCCUCAAGCAGCUCUAUGCUAUCGCUCUGUCCUGCCUGCUCCUUGCCAGUAAGUUCGAGGAGAAAGAGGACCGAGUGCCCAAGCUGGAGCAGCUGAACGCCUUGGGCUUCAUGUGCAGCCUGAACCUGGUGCUGAGCAAGCGCGACCUGAUCCGCAUGGAGCUGCUGCUGCUGGAGACCUUCGGCUGGAACCUGUGCCUGCCCACGCCCGCGCACUUCAUUGACUACUACCUCCACGCCUCCGUGCAGGAGAGCGACCUGCACAACGGCUGGCCGCUCUCCUCACCAUCCAAGACCAAAGCCUUCAUGGACAAGUACACACACUACUUCCUGGAGGUCUCGCUGCAAGACCACGCCUUCCUGAGCUUCCGACCCUCCCAGGUGGCAGCAGCCUGCAUCGCGGCCUCGCGCGUCUGCUUGCAGGUCUCCCCCGGCUGGACCACUGCGCUGCACCUGCUCACAGGCUACACCUGGGAGCACCUGACCCAGUGCAUCGAGCUCAUGCUCCUUGCCCAUGACAAUGACGUGAAAGAGGCCAACAAAAGCAAAACGGCCCCCUCAUCUGGCCAACUCUCCCUGCCGUCACCGGCCCAGCCCUCGUCCCCGGCCUCAGCCCCCCCUGCCCAGAGCCGGGCCGCUUCCUCCCAGCAGCUGCUGUUCCAGCCGGCCGGCUUUGCCCAUCUCUCCCAGCACCCGGCCCCCCUGUCCCAGCUGCACAUGCUGGCUGAGGCCCCGGCAUUGGGCCCUGUGGUGUCACACGACUACCUCCAGUCCCAUAGGAUGGGGCUGCUCUCCGGAGCGGCCGCCGGGGGCCCCCUUCACUCAUACCCUGGCUUGGCAUCGGGGCUGCAGCCCGGGGUGCGUGGGCUGCCCCUGCAGGCCCCCCUGUCCGUGCAGAUGGCCGGUGCUGGUGAGCCACGCCACUGUCUCAGUGUGGCCUACCCCGCCGGCUACCUGGGCUCCCACCGCGGCUUCGCCGCCAGCUGCUUCGACAGGUGACGCCAGAAGAGGGAGCCCCCCGAGCUCAGACGCGCACGCCGGCCCACCUCUGCCCCCUCCCCCGGCCCUAGUCCCGCCCCCCUCCAGAGACGCAGCAAGCGUAAAUCGAAACGCGGCACCGGGGGGGACACCACUGCCGUCAGCGGGCUCACAUGACGCUCUUGCCGCUGGAAUGGACUUGAAACAAAGACUUUGCUGAGCCCUUUAUUGAACCAGAGGAAGAGAGACUAUUUUUGUUGAUAGUUUUCGCCACUGAUCGUGUUUCACCACACUGUGAUGGACAGAUCUACAGCCAUGGCUCAGUUCUGUUUUGAAAAUCAUCUGUGGCUCUUCUGGUCUUGGAGUGGGGGGGGGGAUUAAGGUAUUAUCUAAAAUAGCUCUGAUUCCCUCAUCUGUCCGGGUUAACAGCCCCUCAUUAAACUAAAGUGCUGCUUUAUUUUCAAAAACAAGCCAAAAGAAAAUGACGAGUAAGACUGGAAACAUCCAUCCAAUAGCGAACACCCCCCCCCCCCCCAAAGAAAAUCCUCGGACUGUGGUCUCUCGCCAGUUUUGACCAACAUUUUGACCUUAAGCUGCUAUGUUUUUUUUCCUCUGUUCCUGUGGGUGAAACACCAUAAAGGUCUGGAGGUUUAACUGGUCUCGCUCGCCUUCUUCCCUCGGCACACCUGCAGAAAGGAAGUGACAUCAUUCUGCAGCCUGUUGUCAGUCUAUAAAAUGGACCUACCCCCAAUGUUGCUGCCUUACAGAAACCCAGCGAGCUGUGACUGUGAGGCUCCUGCCCUGGAAUUGUUUACAUGUGCCAUGCCGAUUCAGGGACCGACAUGUUACUUGAAGGCGAUGACUUUGGGGCAUUGCUGUUAUUUAUGAUCAUUCCUCUACGCUUUGUCUCCUUCAGCUGCCUUUGUGCCCUCGUGGUGUACAGAUAUGUUCCUGCUCCUUCACUGUGCGGCGGCCAUGUGACGGUCACAGCCGGAUGGGGAGGCUGUCCUGGCUUUGAUGCCAGAGGGGACUCGGCAGGGAGGGGCCGUCUUUCUACUGCCUGUCUUGGUGGGGGAGGGGGGUGGAGCUGUUGCACUCAGUCAUUUAGAGAAACAAAAUAUAAUGGUACAUCAAUACAUGAUUAUGCAUUUACUGUUACUAUUUACGGCCGAGUACUCUGAAUGCCACAAACACACACUGUAAUGGGCCUCUGUCUGAGUGACCAGCCUGUAAUACACUUAUUCUCAGUGCAACCAGAUCUCAAUGGAGAUGCUGUGGUGGCCUCUGAUUGGUUAGCAUUUGGUGGGCGCUGUCUAAGCAGAUCCUUCUGAUUGGAAGCCAGGCAGUCUGGGCCCUCCCCCCCAUUCCUAUGCUGUAUGACUGUUUUCCAUGAGGGCAGUUCCCCGUUGUGCUGUAUGGCUCUUCUCAGGAAAUCUGUAACGGAAUGCUGAACUCUGAUAGGCUGCUCAGGAUCACAGGGGCACUGUGAGUGCUGUCCACAUGGCAGAGAGACUGGAUUCUAUGUAAGGUGGGAUGACCCCCACGCCUCAGGGUCACGUCCCACUCGGUUAUGCCCGACCCCAAGCAGCCGUGGCUCAGAAUGCUUCCUCCGCCACCCUUCCUCUGAGCCAGUGGAGACGUCUGUGAAGCACUGAAAUCCCACCGUGUCUCUCUGCUUGCCUCAUGCAGGCACUGGUCUACCAGUGUUACCCAUGACGCUGGACCCCGGACUUCUGCUACCUCCCUGUACCUCAUCACUGUAUUACGUCAACUGCUUAUACUUUGUUUUUUUUUUGUUUGUUUGUUUUUUUUUAUCGUACCUUGUAAAUUCUUGUUUCAAUUCUUCAUAAUGUACGUUUUCAGAUGCUGUUGUGCGUGCGUGUAUUUGGAGCCCACAUUCUGUUCAGCAUGGGGACCCUCUGAUCGUCACGGUUACGCAGCGAUAGGAUUUUCAAAGAAUCCCAGGGUGCAGUAUGUCUGUGAAUCUUUAAACCGAUUACUGAUCGAUUUCAGAGAAGGUUAGUAUCAUUAGUAACUUAUUUGAGAAUUUUCUUUUUGUUUGCUUGAUUUUUACUGCUGGUAGGCAGUAAGUUUUAACCAUAAUGAAAAUGUUGCAUAUUGCAACCGUGACGAUGUCGCCGCAGGACUUGCGUGUGUAAGAACUAGUGCAGGUCCAUAGCCAGCAACUCCUGCCUUAGGAACAGGUCAUAAACUUUCUCUCUCGUCCACGAUGUCAGACUUUGUGUGGUUGUAAGGAUACAAGCUAUGCAGAAUGGACACCUGCUGUCAUCUUGACCACCCAAAAUAAAGACCAACACAACUAA